UUUACAUCAAAACUUAUUCAACAAUUAAAACCAAUAUGUUAAAAGGUUUACUAUUUAGGCCAGCUAAACGGACUGUCGGCAUUUAUUAUUUUAGUUCACGAUCUACACAAAUUGAAGUCAAAGAUAAAAAUCCAUACAAAACUCAGGUGAAACCAAUUGAUUUGUCAUUUGAAACGAAAAAGUUAUAUGAGACCUUUUCCGAUGUCCACGAUGACAUUCUAAACCAACAGCUUGUUUAUUACAAGCAAUAUCCGGAUUUGAGGCAAACAUAUUCCAAACUUUUACAUUAUACUAUGCAUUUGGAACCGCGAUAUAUUGGAAGGGGUAUAUUUUCAAUUUAUGCCUAUAAGUUGUUAGAAAAACCGGAGCUUUUUACAGAGGAAAACUUGAAGAAGGCAUGUGUAAUUGCAUGGUGCCAUAAGCUGAUGGAUGCAACUAUAAUAGUUGAAGAUGAUAUAGUUGACGUUACAGAACUAAGAUACAAUAAACCAGCGUGGUACAAAGUAGAAGAUGUUGGAGAGCACAAAGCUAUCUUGGAUGCCGCGUUUUUAUCAUCCUCAAUGUGGUUUCUUUUAUUAAAACAUUUAUCCACUCACAAGUACUUUCCAAAUAUCAUGAAACAAAUUUUGACCAUUUUCUCCGUCUGUAACGUCUCUGAACGGAUCGAUAUAACCCAGCACAGAAUUGAAGACCUCGAAAAACAUACAUAUUCUGCUAAAGGAGUUGCAUUAGCUAUGCCAGUUCUUCGAAAAGCUUUAUAUUUAGCUAAUAUUGAUGUAGAUGCACACAAAGCUACUGAAGAAUUCUCUAUAGACUUAGCAUAUUUUCUCAAAUUUGAGGAUGAUUUCAAUGGAGUCUUUAAUCCAAUGUCUGACGAACAAAAAACUUGUACUGAUAUUGCCGAAGGUAGACCUUCUUGGGUGCCAGUACAAGCAUACAAAAUGGGAAAUUUAGCUCAAAAGAAAAUACUGGAAGAACAUUUUGGUAAAAAUAAUGAAGAGUCUAUCCGCAAAUGUUACGAACUUUUCAAAGAGCUUCGCCUGGAACAAGUAUUUGCAGACUACAAGGAAAACUUUUAUAAUAAAAUGUAUGCAAAGAUACACCAGAAUCUUCCCAAAAUUUUGCCAGUGAAGCUCUUUUUAGACUAUUUAAAUUUUUGUUUGACAACGGGGUUAAGGGUAUAAGGUUAUUUUGUUUUGUCAUAAAUAAGUAGAGAUUUCCAAAAUGUAAGUUCUUAUAAAUUUUUUUAAUAUGCAAUAA
Messenger RNA from Diabrotica balteata, 1260 nucleotides. The record is from the annotation of a GenBank genome assembly. Lineage: Eukaryota; Metazoa; Arthropoda; Insecta; Coleoptera; Chrysomelidae.